Messenger RNA from Solanum lycopersicum (tomato), 1550 nucleotides. RefSeq names its product UDP-D-apiose/UDP-D-xylose synthase 2. The record is from RefSeq and is a predicted model, not a curated record. NCBI's taxonomy places the organism in Eukaryota, Viridiplantae, Streptophyta, Magnoliopsida, Solanales, Solanaceae. Gene Ontology annotation, molecular function: carboxy-lyase activity.
GCGACUCAACUCCCUCCUUUUUUUCCUACUUCUAAAAUCAACUAUACAGAGUGAAUUUUUCUGUGGAAAAAUGGCAGGGAGGGUAGAUCUAGACGGCAAUCCGAUCAAUCCGAUGACGAUUUGCAUGAUCGGCGCCGGUGGAUUCAUUGGCUCGCACUUAUGUGAGAAGCUCAUGUCGGAAACGCAGCACACGGUGCUCGCCGUCGAUGUUUACAGUGAUAAAAUCAAGCAUCUGCUUGAACCGACUUCUCUACCUUGGAAUGGACGGAUACAGUUCCACAGAAUUAACAUUAAGAAUGAUUCUCGUCUUGAAGGACUCAUCAAAAUGGCAGAUCUGACUGUAAAUCUUGCUGCAAUCUGCACUCCAGCUGAUUAUAAUACACGUCCGCUUGACACAAUCUACAGCAACUUCAUUGAUGCUCUACCAGUGGUUAAGUACUGCUCAGAAAAUGGAAAGCGUCUCAUUCACUUUUCCACUUGUGAAGUUUAUGGGAAAACCAUAGGUGCUUUUUUGCCCGAAGACAGCCCAUUGCGGCAGGAUCCUGCUUAUUUUCUUCUUUCGGAAGAUGCAUCUCCAUGCAUUUUUGGACCUAUUGAGAAGCAAAGGUGGUCCUAUGCCUGUGCAAAGCAAUUGAUUGAGAGAUUGAUCUAUGCUGAGGGUGCUGAGAAUGGCUUAGAAUUCACCAUCGUUAGGCCCUUCAAUUGGAUUGGCCCCAGGAUGGAUUUUAUACCCGGGAUCGAUGGUCCUAGUGAAGGUGUUCCAAGAGUAUUGGCUUGCUUUAGUAAUAACCUAUUAAGGCAUGAACCACUAAAACUAGUGGACGGUGGACACUCGCAGAGAACCUUCAUAUAUAUCAAGGAUGCUAUUGAAGCUGUUUCCCUGAUGAUUGAAAAUCCUGCUCGGGCCAACGGCCAUAUCUUUAACGUCGGCAAUCCUAAUAACGAAGUUACUGUCAAGCAGCUAGCUGAAAUGAUGACUCAGGUGUACUCAAAAGUGAGUGGAGAAACCCCUCUUGAAACUCCCACCGUCGAUGUUAGUUCUAAAGAAUUUUAUGGCGAGGGGUAUGAUGACAGUGACAAGCGGAUUCCAGACAUGACCAUAAUCAACAGACAGCUCGGUUGGAACCCAAAGACAUCCCUAUGGGACUUGCUUGAAUCCACACUCACUUACCAACAUAGGACAUACGCGGAGGCUGUCAAGCAGGCGAUGUCAAAGACAACGACAAACUGAAUGAAUUCAGAGCAGAGCUUUACUAUCUGUAAUCUUCAUCUACUCGGUUCGACUUCAUCCUCGUUAUUUAUUCUUUGUCAUCCACUUCAUGCAAGAAACCUAAAGUAGGCCACAACAGUGAAAUUGUGUGUCAUAUGUUGGUAUAAUGUCACUACAACAGUUUUCAGACACAUAAAUCAAAACAAGGCUGUAGUCUGCUCAUAUAAUUUUGCUGUUAUAUUAUCAUUCUUCUGUGAGGAAGUAUGUUGUAUCAUUACACAUAUUUUCCUAAUCUAUUACUAGUAUAAUAAUUUAUUUGUUUGAUUAAAUUAUCCUUUCA